GAUGUGUGAUUAGCCAAAACCUUUCGGUUCUUAGCAAUCGUCUGAGAGGGGGAGAAGCUAGUUUGAUAACAGCGGUGGCCGGAGACCUCUGGAAGUGCGAAUGUGUACGCACGUCAAUACGAUCCUCUCUCUGUCUAUUGCGUCGAGUUCUGUUGCCAUAGCGGAGGGCGUCGUCGUUUUCUCAGCCUAAAACGCUGCUCUUCAAAGCUUGCUUGCAAGUCAAAAUCAGUCCUACUUGUGAAGUGAACAAGAAAAUAAUUAGUUGCAUUAUAGAGAGAGAUACACGAAAAUGUCGGAUAUUCGGAAGUGGUUUAUGAAAAAGCAUGACAAGGACAGUGACAGUACACAGAAGCCAUCGGCAUCUGAAAAGUCUUCAUCAGCUCCUUCACAGCAAGAGAAGAUUAUAAGUGAUCCUGCAGGCAAUGAGAACUCCGGUCGAAAGAAAACUAGCAAAUAUUUUGCCAACGAUAAGACUAAGAGUGACAAAGAGCAAGAGAUUGAGAUCUCAGGAAAACGGAAAGCUCUAAAGGAAGAGGCUGAAUUGAAACCACCUCCUCACAAGAAACAACACAUAGUUGAUAAGAAGGACGCUGAUGACUUUGUCUCUAGUAAGACCGGGGCUAGUACUACCCCAACUAAGAAGUUGAAGAGUGUUUCUGGUAGAGGAGUUGUGAAAAAAUCUGAAAUUAUUGAUGAAAGUGAUGAAGACGACAUUCAUAAGAAUCAAUCAAAAAGCAGGGGAAGGGGUAGUAGGGGUAGAGGUGCAUCAAAGGCAGACGCUGUUGGUAGAGACAUGGAUAUUGAUGAGAGUGACGAAGAUGACAUUCAAAAGAAUCAAUCAAAAGGCAGGGGAAGGGGUAGUAGUAGGGGUAGAGGUGCAUCAAAGGGAGAGGUUGUUGGUAGAAACAUGGAUGUUGAUGACAAUGAAGAAGAUGACGAUGAAAAAGACAAAAAACCUGCUGGAAGAGGCCGUGGUGGAAGAGCUGCAUCAGCAUCCCCUGCUGCUGGAAGAGGUAGAGGCUGGGGAGGACGAGGUGGAUUUGCGAAUUUUGGUGAAAGGAAAGAUCCUCCACACAAAGGAGAAAAGGAAGUCCCUGAAGGUGCUCCUACUUGUUUAGCUGGGUUGACAAUUGUAAUUAGCGGAACACUUGACAGUUUGGAACGUGAAGAAGCAGAAGAUUUGAUUAAACGUCAUGGUGGACGAGUGACUGGAUCCAUCAGCAAGAAGACGAGUUUUCUCCUUUGUGAUGAAGACGUUGAGGGUCGGAAAUCCAGCAAGGCUAAAGAGCUGGGCACUCCAUUUCUAACUGAGGAUCAAUUGUUCGAUAAGAUUCGUGCAUCAAAUAAAGGAAAAACACCUGUAAAGGAAGUUCAAAAGAAACCCAUGGAGAAGGUUGCUGCAUCUCCUAUCAAAAAGAGUCCUUUAAAAGAACUGAAGAAAGAACAAGAUGGAGAAUCCCCUGUCAGAAGUGUGGCUUCCAAAAUUUCAGGUAUUUCUUCUGUAUUGAGGAAAGAUCGGAAGACUGAUGGUACUACAUUGCCAUGGACAGAGAAAUAUAGACCAAAGGUCUUUAACGACAUUGUGGGGAAUCAGUCCAUUGUGAAGCAACUUCAUGACUGGCUGUCAAACUGGGAUGCACAAUUUCUCAACACUGGCACUAAAGGGAAGGGGAAAAAACAGAGUGAUUCAGGUGCAAAGAAAGCUGUUCUACUUAGUGGUCCACCUGGAAUUGGGAAGACAACAACUUCAAAGGUGGUUUGCCAGUUACUUGGUUUCCAGACAACUGAGGUUGAUGCCAGUGUUAGUCGUGGAAAAGCUGACUCCAAAAUCGAAAAAGGAGUUGGUGGUAGCACAUCUAAUACUAAUAAGGAGCUUGUUUCCAAUGCGGCCUUCAGGCUCAACAAGGACCAAUCAAAAUAUCUAAAGUCUGUGCUUAUUAUGGAUGAAGUUGAUGGCAUGUCUGCUGGAGAUAGGGGAGGAGUGGCUGAUCUUAUUGCAAGCAUUAAAAUAUCCAAAAUCCCCAUCAUAUGCAUCUGCAAUGAUCGCUACAGUCAGAAAUUAAAGAGUCUUGUGAACUAUUGUGAUUUACUGAACUUCCGCAAACCUACAAAACAGCAGAUGGCAAAGAGGUUGAUGCAAAUUGCCAAGGCUGAAGGACUCCAAGCCAAUGAGGUAACACUUGAAGAGCUCGCUGACAGAGUCAAUGGAGACAUUCGAAUGGCAUUAAACCAGCUUCAGUAUAUGAGCCUCUCCAUGUCAACUAUUAAAUAUGAUGACAUUAGACAACGGCUUCUUAGCAGCGCAAAGGAUGAAGACAUCUCACCCUUUACCGCUGUUGAUAAGCUGUUUGGUUUUAAUGGGGGGAAAUUGCGAAUGGACGAACGAAUAGACUUAAGCAUGAGUGACCCUGAUCUAGUCCCUCUUAUUGUACAGGAAAAUUAUAUUAACUACAGACCAAGCUCAGGUGGCAAAGAUGAUAGUGGGAUCAAAAGGAUGAACUUAAUUGCCCAAGCUGCUGAAUCUAUCGCUGAUGGAGAUAUAGUGAAUGUUCAGAUCCGGAAAUAUAGACAGUGGCAACUCUCUCCUUUUGGAAGUCUUGUGUCUUGCAUAAUCCCUGCUGCGCUGUUACAUGGGCAAAGAGAGAUACUUACACAGGGAGAGCGCAACUUCAAUAGGUUUGGUGGAUGGCUGGGAAAGAAUUCAACAACGGGGAAAAAUUUGAGGAUUUUGGAUGACAUGCAUAUUCAUCUUCUUGCAUCUCGAGGAUCUAGCACAGGAAGGUCAACAAUGAGAGUUGAUUUCUUUACCCCUCUUCUUAAACACCUGACUCUUCCGCUCAGAAACCUUCCCAAGGACGAAGGUGUGCAGAGUGUUGUGGAAUUUAUGGAUGCUUAUUCUUUAAGUAUGGAUGAUUUUGAUGGUAUUGUUGACAUGUCAAAAUUUCAGAGCCAUCCAAAUCCUCUGGAUGGCAUACCACCUGCAGUGAAAUCAGCACUUACAAGGGCAUACAACAAAGGGAGUCUUUCUCGUGUUGUUAGAACUGCAGACUUAAUCACCCUGCCUGGAAUUAAAAAGGUUCUUAAGAAGCGGGUUGCAGCCAUGUUAGAACCAGUAGAUGAAGAAGGCCUACAGGAUGGUAAUACUGAUGCAUCACCAGAAAAUGAAGAAACUUCAGACGCUGAAAAUACAGAAGAUGGAGAUGAGAAUGAGAAAAAUGCAGAAGUGGAUCUCCAGAAUUUGAAAUCAAGAGGAAUUCAAGUACAAAUGGACCUGAAGGGUGGUGGUGGACAAACCUCAAGCGCAAAGAAGGCACCAUCGGGUAGAGGAAAGGGUGGCGGUUCAGCUUCAGUAGAUAACAAGAAAGGAGGCCGCGGAUCUGGAUCCGCCUCCAGAAAAAAAUAAUAUGCUGAAAAAUGGUAUGGAGCUGGAAUUUUCUUCGAGAUUACGACAUUUAGUUUGAUAACGUAAUUUUGUGCUACUCUCUAUGGCUGUUACAAUUUUUUUUUCUUGCUUUUCUUUGUUUAACUUGUCUUCUUAUUAGUGUAGUACCUACCACUUGUUUUUUUGUCAUAUUAUUUUAUUUCUGGAGUUUAGGGGUGAUGAAUGUGGUGGGGAAGUUAUGACAUAAAUACAAUUUGAUUGCUCUUUCUAACUUCUCUUCUGAUAUCGAGCUAUGAUGGAUGGAAUGGUUCUUGAAAAUGAGAGAUAUUUUAUCAA
Molecule: messenger RNA, 3718 nt
Organism: Impatiens glandulifera
Lineage: Eukaryota; Viridiplantae; Streptophyta; Magnoliopsida; Ericales; Balsaminaceae
Product: replication factor C subunit 1-like
Exons: 23
Coding region: 290-3403 (1037 amino acids)
Biological process (GO): DNA repair; DNA replication
Cellular component (GO): DNA replication factor C complex; nucleus
Molecular function (GO): DNA binding; ATP binding; DNA clamp loader activity
Source: RefSeq, a predicted model, not a curated record